Fraxinus pennsylvanica is the source of this 363-nucleotide messenger RNA. Lineage: Eukaryota; Viridiplantae; Streptophyta; Magnoliopsida; Lamiales; Oleaceae. The record is from the annotation of a GenBank genome assembly.
AUGGCAUUUUCGACCCCGAUUGCAGUUCUUUUUAUCGCUAUUUUUACGACCCAUCUCUUACUUGCACCAUCUACUUCAGAUGCUGCGAUUACGUGCAGCGACGUGAUCAAAGAUCUGAAGCCAUGUAUUAACUACCUAAAAAGUGGCAGUGGAACGCCCCCGGCCGACUGCUGCACCGGAGCAUCAAAUCUUGCAUCAAGUACUACAUCAACAGCUGACAAGCAGGCUGCAUGUACCUGCCUUAAGAAUGCUUCCAAGAACAUAAAUGUCAAGCCUGAACUUGCUAAAUCUCUUCCAGGGAAUUGUGGCAUCAGCUUUCCUUAUCCUCUCUCUCCAACUGUUGAUUGUACCAAGAUCAAUUAA